CAGGCGUUAGACGCCCUCGUGAGCGAGGUGCAGGGCAGCUGCACCAUCCUGGUGAUAGCACACCGCCUGUCGACGAUCCGCGAUGCCGCCCAGGUCGUCGUGCUGCACGAGGGCCUUGUGGUGGAGCAGGGCACCCACGACGAGUUGAUGCAAAUCAAGGACGGCCGGUAUGCGACCAUGAUCUCGCGCCAGCUGACCAGCAGUGCAGACGCAACAGAAGAGGUGGAUGAUGAGGAAGUCGAGGCGCCAGACAACGAUCGAUUGGCCAAGCGCGCGCAUGUAGAGGUGGUCCGCUUGUUGGAGUCGUUGCCCGACGCGAAGAAAGCAGAGGUAUUGAUGGCGGUCAUGACGAAGUUCAAGGGGGCCAUGAUGAAAGGCAAAGGCAAGGGUUAAUUAGGCACAUAUUGUGGUCGAUCGUUGGUGGCUGCCCGUUGAGGCGUGCCUCCCUCUCUCGACAAGCGUCCUCACUUGAAGGUUAACCCGGUGAUGCUGUAGUGUUAGGAGCAGUUCUUCGGUGCAGCUGGAGUUCUCUCAGCAAAUGUGGGUAUUCUUCCAGCCAGAAAGGAAAGCAGCAGCGCGUGAUCGGCUUGGUACUUCUUGCGAUCUGCGCUGCAGUCAAAACAAGAAUAUGGUCAGCGUACAGGUCAAACGUUUCCCGCAUGUUGCUACCUCCCAGUUCUAUUGCCAACCAUCCUGUGGGUUAGUCCUCUUUGGGAGUCGAGCGUGUGUUGUUCCUCUUCUCCUCCUCUCCCGUGUCUCCUUUCCUUUUCCG
Messenger RNA from Prorocentrum cordatum, 772 nucleotides. NCBI's taxonomy places the organism in Eukaryota, Dinophyceae, Prorocentrales, Prorocentraceae. The record is from the annotation of a GenBank genome assembly.